AUGUCAGAUCAUCCGGCACAAGAAAAGUCUGUGGAUGUAGCAGCACCCUUGCCGGACAACAAACAGUCAGAUGAGCCCACAACACAGGUCACCAAGCCCGUCUCAUUCUUGUCGCUGUUCCGUUAUUCGACCACGUCGGAAAAGACCAUAGAUUGCCUUGGUCUUGUAGCAGCCGCGGCUGCUGGUGCAGCACAGCCGCUCAUGAGUCUGCUGUUCGGUAACCUGACAGAAGCGUUCGUCUCGUUCGGUAUCGCCGCAGAAGCUGCCGAAGGAGGCGACAAGACUGCUAAAGCAAAUCUUGCUUCGGCCGCCAGCAAUUUCCGACACACCGCAGCGAACGAUGCGUCAUAUCUGGUCUACAUCGGUGUGGGCAUGUUCGUCUGUACUUAUAUCUACAUGAGUGUAUGGGUUUAUACCGGCGAGGUCAACGCGAAGCGUAUACGUGAGCGCUAUCUGCAAGCCGUACUACGACAGGAUAUCGCAUACUUCGACAACGUCGGCGCCGGAGAAGUCGCUACUCGUAUUCAGACCGACACUCAUUUGGUGCAGAUGGGUAUCUCCGAGAAGGUAGCCAUCGUCGUCAACUUCUUCUCUGCGUUUGUCACCGGUUUCGUGCUUGCCUACAUUCGUUCAUGGCGUCUCGCGCUCGCGCUGUCAUCUAUGCUUCCAUGUAUCGCUGUCACGGGCGGUAUCAUGAACAGAUUCAUUUCGGGGUACAUGCAGCUGUCUCUUGCUCAUGUGGCUGACGGUGGCACACUCGCUGAGGAAGUAUUCUCAACGGUCCGGACGGCACAGGCAUUUGGCAAUCAGCAGAUCCUCGCGGAUCGAUACGACGUGCACAUCCAGAAGGCACGUAAUGCAGACAUGCGAGCAGCGAUCUGGCACGGUUGUGGUCUUUCCGUUUUCUUCUUCGUUAUAUAUGGAGGUUAUGCUUUGGCAUUUUACUUCGGUACCACUCUCAUUAACGAAGGACAUGCGAAUGCCGGAAAGGUAGUCAAUGUUAUCUUGGCUAUCCUUAUUGGUUCAUUCUCUCUCGCACUUCUUGCACCCGAGAUGCAAGCUAUCACGCAUGGUAUGGGUGCAGCCGCAAAGCUGUACGACACUAUCGACCGUGUGCCCCUCAUUGAUUCGUACAGUGAGGAGGGUCUCAAACCGGAGACCUGCGCCGGCGAGAUCACCCUCGAGAACGUCAAGUUCAACUAUCCCUCACGUCCUGAUGUCCCAAUCGUCAAGGACCUCUCCAUCACCUUCCCCGCGGGCAAGACAACAGCACUCGUCGGUGCCUCCGGUUCCGGAAAGUCUACUGUUAUCUCGCUGACGGAGCGCUUCUAUGACCCGCUUGAGGGAGUCGUGCGUCUGGAUGGCAAUGAUCUCAAGACGCUCAACUUGAAGUGGCUACGCUGUCAGAUUGGCCUUGUGUCUCAGGAGCCGACACUGUUUGCGACGACUAUCAUGGGCAAUGUCGCCCACGGUCUCAUCGGCACAAAGUGGGAGCAUGCACCGGACGACGAGAGGAUGGCGCUCAUUAAGGAGGCCUGCGUUAAGGCGAAUGCGGACGGAUUCAUCACCAAGCUUCCUCUCGGCUACGAAACCAUGGUCGGCGAGCGUGGAUUCCUACUCUCUGGUGGUCAGAAGCAGCGUAUUGCCAUCGCGCGUGCCAUCGUCUCCGAUCCCAAGAUCCUUCUCCUGGAUGAAGCUACAUCUGCGCUCGACACGCAAAGCGAGGGCAUCGUGCAGAAUGCGCUAGACAAGGCCGCACACGGUCGCACGACGAUUACUAUUGCUCACCGUCUCUCGACGAUCAAAGACGCGGACCGCAUCUAUGUGAUGGGCGACGGGCUUGUGCUCGAGGCGGGCACGCACAAUGAGCUGCUGCGCGACGAGAACGGAGCGUAUUCGCGACUGGUUGCGGCGCAGAAGCUGCGGGACUCGCGCGAGAAGCACGCCACGGAGGAGUCUGACAGCGCGACGGUGGCAAGCGAUGAAGACGAGGACUACGACAAGGUCGCACAGGCAGAGGUGCCGCUACAGCGCCAGAAGUCGGGACGCUCGCUCGCAUCAGAAAUCCUGGAGCAGCGUCAGCAGGGCGGGGUCGAGCAGCAGUAUGGCAUGAUUUAUCUGCUCCGCCGCUUCUUCGCGAUCAACAAGGAGAAUUGGAGAAUGUACCUAUUCGGCUCGAUCGCUUCGAUUUGCAAUGGUGCUACAUAUCCCUCUUUCGGUAUUGUGUUUGCCAAGGGUAUCAACGGGUUCUCGGAUGCCACUAGUGGCGAACGUAGACACUCUGGUGACCGUGUUGCCCUAUGGUUCUUCAUCAUUGCCAUUCUUUCUGCGAUUGCUAUUGGCUUCCAGAACUACUUUUUCGCGUCCACCGCUGCUCAGCUGACAAACAAGAUCCGAUCCCUAAGUUUCCGUGCCAUCGUCAGACAGGAUAUUGAGUACUUCGACAAGGAUGAGAAUAACACUGGUCAACUCACUUCCAACUUGAGCGACAAUCCUCAGAAAGUGAACGGUCUGGCCGGUGUGACCAUGGGAGCUAUUGUUCAAGCAAUCGCCACUCUCGUCACCGGAACCAUCAUUGGUCUCGUCUUUGCUUGGAAGCUCGGUCUUGUCGGCCUUGCGUGCACCCCUGUCCUCUGUUCUGCAGGUUACAUUCGUCUGCGUGUCGUCGUUCUGAAGGAUCAGCAGAACAAAAGGGCCCACGAACAUUCUGCUCAGCUUGCUUGCGAGGCGGCCGGUGCUAUCAGGACCGUUGCUUCACUUACUCGUGAAGGAGACUGCCUUCGACUUUACAGCGAGAGUCUGGAUGAGCCGCUCCGCAACUCAAACAAGAAGGCUCUGUACAGCAAUGCCAUCUAUGCACUCUCACAGGCGAUGUCUUUCUUCGUUAUUGCUCUCAUCUUCUGGUACGGAUCGCGUCUCGUUGCGGCGUUGGAGUACACGACGUUCCAGUUUUUCGUCGGUCUCAUGAGCACAACGUUCAGUGCUAUCCAAGCCGGCAAUGUUUUCUCCUUUGUGCCAGAUAUCUCGUCUGCGAAGGGUGCCGCCACCGACAUCGUCACGCUGCUGGAUUCUAUGCCCGAGAUCGAUGCUGAGUCUACGGAGGGUGAGAUUCCCCAGAACGUCCAAGGUCGCAUCCGUUUCGAGAAUGUCCACUUCCGCUAUCCGACUCGUCCUGGUGUUCGUGUCCUGCGUGACCUGAACCUGUCAAUCGAGCCUGGUACAUAUGUUGCUCUUGUUGGUGCUAGUGGUUGCGGAAAGAGUACUACAAUCCAGCUCGUCGAACGCUUCUACGAUGCUUUGUCUGGCACUGUCUAUCUGGACGAACAACCUAUCACGAAGUACAACGUGUCCGAGUACCGCAAGCAUAUUGCGCUGGUCUCCCAGGAACCAACUUUGUACUCGGGGACUAUUCGCUUCAACAUUCUACUUGGUGCCACGAAGCCGGAUUCCGAAAUCACGCAAGAAGACAUCGAGGCAGCGUGCCGCAACGCGAACAUUCUGGACUUCAUUCAGGGUUUACCUCAGGGCUUUGACACCGAAGUCGGUGGAAAGGGCUCGCAGUUGUCAGGUGGACAGAAACAGCGUAUCGCAAUCGCACGUGCACUGCUCCGCAACCCGAAGGUUCUCCUUCUGGACGAGGCGACAUCGGCACUUGAUUCCAAUUCGGAGAAGGUCGUGCAAGAUGCCCUAGAUCGCGCAGCAAAGGGUCGUACGACGAUUGCCAUUGCGCAUCGGCUAUCGACCAUUCAGAAUGCUGAUCGCAUUUACUUCAUCAAGGAUGGUGCGGUCAGCGAAUCCGGCACUCACGAUGAACUGCUUUCGCUCAAGGGUGGCUACUACGAAUAUGUCCAAUUGCAAGCCCUCAGCAAGAAGUGAGCCACAUUGUAUUCAGCAUUUUGGACCGGCGGAUUUUUUGUUAAAUUUAUGACUACCACAUGGCGAUUCUAUCGAGCUUUAUAAUAGUGCUUUGUUGCAUGUUCGUCGCGGACAGUUGAUAUCCGCACCCCUCGUUACCCGCUGUGUACGAAUUCCCUAGAUUACGAGUCACUACAUGCAUACACCAUGAGGCAAUUGUACGCAGUUCAUUUGAUACCC
This is a messenger RNA of Postia placenta MAD-698-R-SB12, 4095 nucleotides long. RefSeq lists its product as hypothetical. Lineage: Eukaryota; Fungi; Basidiomycota; Agaricomycetes; Polyporales; Adustoporiaceae. Gene Ontology annotation, molecular function: ATP hydrolysis activity; ABC-type transporter activity; ATP binding. Gene Ontology annotation, biological process: transmembrane transport. Gene Ontology annotation, cellular component: membrane. Bases 1 to 3876 code for a protein of 1291 amino acids. The record is from RefSeq and is a predicted model, not a curated record. The transcript has 24 exons.